Molecule: messenger RNA, 1923 nt
Organism: Ilyonectria robusta
Lineage: Eukaryota; Fungi; Ascomycota; Sordariomycetes; Hypocreales; Nectriaceae
Product: fungal-specific transcription factor domain-containing protein
Exons: 3
Coding region: 70-1587 (505 amino acids)
Biological process (GO): positive regulation of transcription by RNA polymerase II
Cellular component (GO): nucleus
Molecular function (GO): zinc ion binding; transcription cis-regulatory region binding; DNA-binding transcription factor activity, RNA polymerase II-specific
Source: RefSeq, a predicted model, not a curated record
UAAAGCCCGUCCCACUUGAGUCUUGACCGCCCCGCCCGUCAUGACUUUGCUGUGCACUCGUCUCGAAAUAUGAAGCAACCAAUGAACCGCAGUACCGAGGGCUGCUGGACCUGCAGGAUCCGGCACCGAAAAUGCGACGAAUUGCGCCCCAUCUGCAAAGAGUGCAGCGAUCGCUUGAUCAGCUGCCAUGGGUACGGGCCGAAGCCCGGCUGGGUUGACGACCCUUCUCAGCUCGACGCUGAACUGACCCGAAUCAAACGCGCCGUCAACGAAAACUUCCGCCGCAACAAGAGGCUGCGCAAAGGGCGUUCGUCGACGGCCAGGAAGCCGCCCGACGGCCACGAGGUUCUGGACUUUUCGGAACCCGUAGCAUCAAGAGCCGUCUCGCCAAGUGUUGGCAUGCCCUAUCGAGAGUCGCAUCUUCUGAUUCAUUAUCUCGACUACAUAUUCCCUCUCCAGUUUCCAUACUAUGUUGAUAAUCCCGAGCUCGGAGGCCGAGGCUGGCUCUUCUGGCUGUUGAUGAGAAAUGGGCCGCUCAACCAAGCCAUCCUCACACUCUCAGCCCUUCAUCACCACGCACGAUUUUCUAACAAGACCGGGACUACCGAGCGGGAGCUGAUCGAGUAUCACACUCGCGCGCUGCAGGGGCUUCGGGAGACUUUGCUCCAGUACCAGGUUGAUGGGUUCGCGGCGAGCAAUGAACGGUUGAUUGACUUUCUGGGGUGCGGCUCUACGCUACUGAGUUUCGAGGUAUUCCGAGGGGGAACGGCGAGCUGGCAGCCACACCUCAACGCGCUCAGCAUGGUGGUGGACAGAAUGGCCCCUUCUCCAUCUCAAGUUCCCUCCGGACACCAGGGAGCAUUCUUCAAGGCCGCUCCGAAGGAAGCCGACAGUGUGGAAAAUGCUAAGGCGUUCAUGGUGGCGACGCUACUAUGGUUCGAUCUUCUGGCGUGCACGUCGUGCGGCACAUCUCCAAAGAUCUCGUCCUACGAAUUAUGGCUCGACCGUAGUGGCAUUGAAAUUGGGCCCCUCAUGGGCUGCUACAAUUGGACUAUGAAGGCUAUUGGCGAUAUUGGGACGCUCAGCGCUCGAGUGGCGUCCGGGGACUCCGAGGUCCCAGCUGAGGCCUUGGACGUCAAGAAACGACUGGAGGCUGGGCUGAGCCAGCUUGACUCGGCAAGAGAGCCACCAAUACCUAGAGCCCAUGCUGUGUCGCGUGUCUUUGCGACAGCUGCGCUUGUGGAGCUCUAUACUCUAUACCCAGACCUCUGUAUGCCGGAUUUAGGGGUGGCAGAGGCUGUGGAAAGGGUCAUGGCUUCCAUCCGCGUUCUCCCAGAGAGGGUAUCUCUUCGCGGUUUGACAUGGCCCAUCUGCAUCGCAGGCUCGAUGGCAAACCCAGACCAGCAACUGUUUUUCGAGGCGAUGAUGUCAAAGAUUCUGAACCCGUCGGGACCGGGCUUCAGCAACUGCGACACGGUUUUCCGCAUAAUGAAGCACUGCUGGAAUUACCGAAGGAACCAUCCGGGCGAGCCGUGGAAUUGGCGCGACGGCAUGAAGGACAUGGGUAUUUGCGCUCUUCUGGUCUAGCGGGAGCACAUCUUACGGUACAGCUCGUGUUUAUUGUAUUUGGAUUGUUUGAAAUAUCAUAGCGAGUUUUAUCCAGGUUCCCCAGACCUUCAUUCCCCCAGGUUUGCGCUCUAUCCUCGUGUCCUUCAAAGAAGCAAGGAAUGUCUGGGGUUCAUGGGUGCGAUACCAGAUCUGUCGAGUCAGUGACGUCUGUUCAAGUCGACGCGAGGAUGAAAACGCCACAAGGUGGGACGACACAUGCAGGGCGUGGGGUAGGGCGGAAGCUAUUCCAUUUCGGACCAGUCCUGGGAAGGAAAGUCGAGGCGCUGCAUGGAGCCGAGCUUGUUAGCCAAUGUG